CCUCUUGUCGCCUUGGUAACGGUGAAAAAGGGGGGAGGAGGAGGAGGAGGAGGAGGAGGAGAGGUACCCAGCUGAUCACAUGACCUGCUGCUCAUCGCAUCAUUUGUUCAAACCCCGUUUGUUCUGAUCACCCUGACCGAGCCUCGACAUCAUCAUCACCUGCUCGAGCUCUGCUGCGCGGAUCGGUUGAACCGGGAAUCGACAUGUCAGACGUAGUUCCUCCAGAAGUGAAACCCAAACCGGCCGUCCCUGCCAAGCCCCCAAAUGUGGGGGCUCCAUCCCCCUCCAGCCCCUUCCCUCCUCAGGGCGUGGGCAUCGGAGGAGGAGGCAGCGGCGUUUCAGCUCCACCUCCAAGCAGCAUCCCGGUAGCCAUCGGGAGUCACGGGCCGGUGCACCACAGCGUGCUCCACAGCGUGGGUCACGGCGUGGGUCACGCCGCAGGCCAUGGUGGGGGUCACACUGCCGCACACAACGGAGGUCAAGUUCAUGGCGGCUCCCUCAGCUCCAGCGGUGGAUCCACUUUGCUGGGGUACAUCGGUAUCGACACCAUCAUCGAGCAGAUGAGGAGAAAGACCAUGAAGACGGGCUUUGACUUUAAUGUCAUGGUUGUCGGUCACAGUGGUCUCGGAAAGUCCACUUUGGUGAACACCUUGUUCAAGUCCCAGGUGAGCAGGAGGAGUGCAGGAUGGGCCCGUGACGAGAAGAUCCCCAAAACUGUGGAGAUCAAAGCUGUGUCUCAUGUCCUGGAGGAGGGCGGCGUGAAGAUGAAGCUGACAGUCGUCGACACUCCGGGCUUCGGAGACCAAAUCAAUAACGACAACUGCUGGGAGCCCAUUUGCAAGUACAUCAACGAGCAGUAUGAGAAGUUCCUGAAGGAGGAGGUGAACAUCACCCGAAAGAAGCGCAUCCCCGACACCAGAGUGCACUGCUGCCUUUAUUUCAUAUCCCCGACUGGACACUCCCUCCGACCGCUCGACAUCGAGUUCAUGAAGCGCCUGAGUCACUCGGUCAACAUUAUUCCUGUCCUUGCAAAGGCCGACACGAUGACCAUCGAGGAGAGGCAGGAGUUUAAACAGCGGGUCAAGAAGGAGCUGGAGAUGGGCGGGAUCGAGGUCUACCCGCAGAAAGAGUUCGACGAGGACAUGGAGGACAAGAGCGACAACGACAAGAUCAGAGAGGCGAUGCCCUUUGCCGUGGUGGGCAGCGACAAAGAAUAUCAAGUGAACGGCAAACGAGUUCUGGGAAGGAAGACGCCGUGGGGGAUUGUGGAAGUUGAAAAUCCCAACCAUUGUGAGUUUGCUCAGCUGAGAGAUUUCCUGAUCAGGUCUCACCUCCAGGAUCUGAAGGAGGUCACUCACAACAUUCACUAUGAGACUUACCGUGCCAAGAGACUGAACGAGAACGGAGGUCUGCACCCGAUCUCCGCCAACGAGACCCAGGAAAGCAACCUGUAGUCAGUCAGUCAGUCAGUCAAUCAGCGGACAGACUGAGAAUAAAAAAACAGUGCAAUGAA
Molecule: messenger RNA, 1513 nt
Organism: Larimichthys crocea (large yellow croaker)
Lineage: Eukaryota; Metazoa; Chordata; Actinopteri; Sciaenidae
Gene: septin3
Product: septin 3
Exons: 10
Coding region: 204-1454 (416 amino acids)
Molecular function (GO): GTP binding
Source: RefSeq, a predicted model, not a curated record